Molecule: messenger RNA, 16001 nt
Organism: Orcinus orca (killer whale)
Lineage: Eukaryota; Metazoa; Chordata; Mammalia; Artiodactyla; Delphinidae
Gene: ZBTB34
Product: zinc finger and BTB domain containing 34
Exons: 2
Coding region: 9511-11025 (504 amino acids)
Biological process (GO): regulation of transcription by RNA polymerase II
Molecular function (GO): protein binding; DNA-binding transcription factor activity, RNA polymerase II-specific; RNA polymerase II cis-regulatory region sequence-specific DNA binding
Source: RefSeq, a predicted model, not a curated record
UGAUGAUGAUGAUGAUGAUGAUGGGCUUUUCCAAGUAAGGGGGGAAGGCUAAGGAGUGUGGUGGAAGGUGACAGUGAUCCCCUUGGGCAGUUGCUGAGGCUAGUGUGGAGGUGGCUGGACGAAUGUCAGGACUGCCCACGUCCGAGGUGGUCCUUCCCAGAACCCACUGUUGAGACCGAUGGUGGCAGUCUCAUCAGCUGACUGUGGCAGAGGCUGUGUGUGAGGUGAGAGCUGCUUCCCGAGGGGUGAAAGCAUUCUCCAGUUAAAGAAAUUGGCGAGCAGAAAGUUUGUGUGUCCAUUGGUUGAAUGAGCAGAAGAGCGUUAUGAAGAAAUCGGGGAGCUGACAAUUUUGAACUUCCCAGAGACCAUUUCAACUAAUAUCCUCUUUGUAUAUGUUUUAAAAAGAAGUAUUUCACAUUGUUAUCCAAAGUAUAGUUUUAACAAACAAAACCAGAAUGAGUAUUGUUAAAAUAAGUAUUAAUGGUAUUGAGGAAAAAUAUCCAGUUUAUAUAUACUUGUUUUUAAUUAAAAUAUAGCAAUGUAAAUGUCUAGUUUGGGGACUUUUUUUUUUUACUAUUGAUAUAAUGGGACAGAAAGACCUGUGAUUAAUCUGCUGAAUUAAAGAAUACUGAUUCUGAUGUCUUUAGUGAGUGGAAUAAUCAAAUUCAUUAUUGUUUUCUGAAGCAGUUGCAAACUUAGUCUAAAUGAAAAACUAAUAUAAAUCACUUCUCUGCAUUAUCAAAAAUGAACUCCAUUCCCAUCUCUCUCUGAGUUGGGAGGAAUCUGCAGUAAGCCUGUAUCAAACUGCAAGACUGGGACUCUUAUUUAUCUUUGAGUUCCCUUUGGUUUUGUGCACGUAAGAGAUUGAAAUUGAACAUACCCUAUAAAUGUAGAAAAAUAAAUUCCCAGUCAGUAUGUCAUUUAGUGAUUGCAGUUAAAUCUAAUACUUGCAGCACAUUGGACAAAAGGCUCGUUUUCUUAAUUUGCAAAGAACUCUGACAGUUCAAUAGAGUCAGAUAUGGGCAAAGGAUAUGGGUAGGCAGUUCGAAGACAAACUUAGACAAAUUGCCAUUGAAGAUGAGAAAAGAUGAUCAACCCCAUUUAUAAUUAAAUCACAGCAAAACAGUGAGAUACCACUUUUAACCUGUCAGUGUGGCAAAGGUGAAAAAGUUCAAUAUUCAUUAUUAGCAGUUACGGGGGUACAGGCACUUCACGUGAUGUUGGUGAAGGGACAGUUGCUGCCACCUUUUGGGAGGUAAGUUGGCAUUAUCGAUGGAUGUGAAAAACUAACGCAGUAGCCCCUCUGCUAGGAGGAACUACUAUGACUAUUUAAAUGGUUUCCUGCUUUUGGUAUCACCUGGGGACUGAUUAAGUAUUGAAUACAUGGUGGCACAUAUGAAAUUCAUUUAUAUGAAUUUCAUGGAAUACUAUGAAAUCAGAAAAGAGAAUGAAGUAGAUGAGCUUGUGCUGCUGUGGAAAGAUUUUAAGGUAUAUUAAAUACUUUUUUUUUUUUUAACAUCUGUAUUGGAGUGUAAUUGCUUUACAAUGGUGUGUUAGUUUCUGCUUUAUAACAAAGUGAAUCAGCUAUACAUAAACAUAUAACCCCACAUCCCCUCCCUCUUGCGUCUCCCUCCCACCCUCCCUAUCCCACCCCUCUAGGUGGUCGCAAAGCACUGAGCUGAUCUCCCUGUGCUAUGCAGCUGCUUCCCACUAGCUAUCUAUUUUACAUUUGGUAGUAUAUAUAAGUCCAUGCCAUUCUCUCACUUCAUCCCAGCUUACCCUUUAAAUACAUUUUUAAAAAGCAGAGUACAGAACAGUUUAUGCUGAUAUAUGUUUAUAAUUUUCUCUGAAAGAACACCCAAAAACUCUUUCCAGUGAUUGAGAGGCACUGGAGAAGAAUUUUGCUAUCCAUUUUAUAUUUUUCUGUACGAUAGUUUGAAGUUUGACCAUAUGCAUAUAUUUUAUUUUAAAGAUAAAAUUAAACAUUGAUCUAACUUUGGUGUAGGCCCACUGACAUUCCAUUCAAGGGAGAAAUCAAGACCCUCGAGGAACCAGUGAUUAGCCCAUGCUGGAAAAUUGCAGAGGAGUGGAGGGUUCUGUUGGAACUGAUGUGUCUGUGAGAGGUUCUGGCUUCCUUUGCUUCAGGACCGCUGGACCUGAUGUCAGGUCUGGGUGUGGAAUUGUGAUUAAUUAUGCCUUUUACUCCUUUUCUGUGACUAGGACUUCAGUUACCUGUAAAUUCCCUGUGUGUCAGUCUCUGAGAAGCCUCUUAUUCGAGAGUGUUGCUUGUUAGCAGCUUUAGGCAGGAGUCUCUGAAUCUCAUUGUCACUGCCGAGAGGACGCGUCAGUGUCAAGGAGAGGAGAAUGGAGCACUUCCUUUCUCAUUUUGCAGGAAAAUGGAAUUCCUCCUUAGGUGUUAAUCAUGGUCUUUCAUUUUUCUCUUCAGUGAUUUUCUUUCCAGUGUAGUUCUGUACUUUUUUCUGAGAAGAAGAUAAAAAGCCACACAAAGGAGGAAGACACCUCAUUGUGGAGCUAUUUUCAGUUUUACAGACUAUUUCAGAAAUGCUUUUUUGUUUUCCUUUUUCUACUGGUUUUUGCCCAGGACUCUGUACCUUUAAAAAGCUGAAUCCACCUUUCUUUUGCCCUUUAAUUCCAAAAGUCACUAUUUACACAUCCUUGUGUCCCGAAAAUGCUGUAAUGAAUAGGUAACAUUUGACCACUUGGCAGGUGCCAGGCAGUUUCUGUGCUUCUAGAUGGCAGUCUGGUGCAGUUAUGAGCAUGACCCCUGGAGCCAGACUAAGUUCAUCUGUUAACUGCGGGACCUUUGGCAAGUGUCUUAACUUCUUUUCUUCAGAGUCUUCAUCUAUAAGAUGGCAGCAAUCAUAGUAUUCCCCUAACAGAGUUGAUAAGAGAAUCAAAUUAAUUAAUCUGUGUAAGGUGUUUAGCACAAGAUAGGUACUCAUUAUAUGUAAGCUAUUAUACACAUUCAUUGCAUGAAUUUCCCUCAUUCAACUACUCCAACAGUCAUGUUGGGCUGUUCUAGUCAUGUUCUAGAUACAGAGAUCAAGGUUGAUGGACUUGUCUAAGGUCACGUAGCUAUUUAAAUGUUCAUUGUUACUAUUUUUAUUAGAAAGUGGCACAACCAGGAUUCAUAUCCAAGUCUAACUUCAAAGCCAGUUCUGUUUGUUACACCAUCCUGUCCCCCUAAAAAAAGUCUCUAAUAGCUAACCUUGAUUGCCACGUGCCAAGCAACCAUUGUGCUAAGUGCUUCCUACAUGAAUUCCUUAUAACAACCCAUAAGGCAAAGACUAUUGCUAUUGAUACCACCAUUAAAAACAAAAAAACUGGGCUUUCCUGGUGGCGCAGUGGUUGAGAGUCCGCCUGCCAAUGCAGGGGACACGGGUUCGUGCCCCGGUCUGGGAGGAUCCCACGUGCCGCGGAGCGACUGGGCCCGUGAGCCAUGGCUGCUGAGCCUGCGUGUCCAGAGCCUGUGCUCUGCAAUGGGAGAGGCCACAACAGUGAGAGGCCCGCGUACCGCAAAAAAAAAAAACAAAAAAACAAAAAACUGAGACUUGGAAAGGUUAUGAAGUACCUUGCCCAAGGUUUUACAAAUGGAAAGCAGGUAUCAUUUGAAUCCAUAUCUGACUCCAAAUUAAUGCUUCUGAUGGUUAUAUUAGGAUCUUUUCUUAUCUCUUAAAAACUAGAUGAGGUGCCUUAAAUUUUUUUAAUGUUACUUAUUUUUAAUAAGUAAUACAUUCACAUAGUUUAGAAAUUUUAAGAGUUCAAAAUGAUUCACUGAAAGCUAAUGGGCCUUCCAACUACCUCAUCCCUGUCCCAAGAGGCCAUUUGUUUUUGUGCAUCAUUCCAGAAAUAUUUUGCUAAUAUUUAUAUAUGAAUAUAUUGACACAGUGAGGUGUAUAUGUUUUCAUAGUGCUUUAUACAAAUAGCAUAUAUACUGCUCUGCAUCUCAGCUUUUUCAUUUAGCAAUAUAUCAUGGUGAUUGUUUCAUACCAGUAUGAAAAGAGCUUCCUUAUUCAUUUUUUCUGGUGGUAUAAUAGUCUUUAGUAUGGACAUACCAUAAUUUAUUAGCCAGGCUCCUCUUGAUGAGAAUUUAGUUUGUUUCCAAUCUUUUGUUAUGAGCUGUCCUGUAAUAAAUUCCUAGAGUUGAAAUUGCUCAGUCAUGGGGGAUCGUUUGUAAUUUUUCUGGAUACUACUGAAAUGCCCUCCAAAGUAUUUGUACCAUUUUAUACUCACCAGCAGUGUCUAUGUCAAAUUAUCAUCUAGUAGGGAUUUAAAAAUACAUAUAUUUUUGUCAUUCCAAGUAAUACAUGUUCACUAUAGAAAUUUGAAAAAUACAAAGAAGAAAGAUAAAACAUCUUUACUCUCACAUUAAUGUAAAUAUUUUGUAUAAUUCUUUAAUAUUAUCUCUAUGUAUAUUUAAUAUUUGUAAAUACAUAUAUACUUUUAGAAAUAUCAUUCUGUAUAUUCUGUGAUUACCUGAUUUUUUAACAGCUUUGUUGAGGUAUAUAACUUACAUAUAAAAUUGACCCAUCUUAAGUAUAAAAUGCAGUGACUUUUAGUAAACUUAAAAAGUUGUCAAGGGCUUCCCUGGUGGCGCAGUGGUUGAGAGUCCACCUGCCGAUGCAGGGGACGUGGGUUCGUGCCCCGGUCUGGGAAGAUCCCACAUGCCGCAGAGCGGCUGGGCCCGUGAGCCAUGGCCGCUGAGCCUGCGCGUCUGGAGCCUGUGCUCCGCAACGAGAGAGGCCACAACAGUGAGAGUCCUGCGUACCGCAAAAAAAAAAAAAAAAAAGUUGUCAAACUAUCACCGUAAUUCAGUUUUAGACCAUUUCCAUCACCCAUAAAGAUCCUUCUUGUUCAUUUGCAGUUGAUCUGAUUUCUUGCUGUGUUCUUAAAUAUUUAUUCAUCAAAUAUUUAUUGAGUAUCCACCAUGUGCCAGGCAGUUAUCUGGCACAUAGUUAAUAUAACAGAUGAAAAUUCCUGCUCUCAUGGGAACUAACUGACAUUUUGUGGAACUAACUUUGAAUUCUUUAACGUCAUUUUAGUGAUGAUACUGUAUUCAGUAUAUAGCUGUAUCAUACUUUAAUAAUUCCCUUAUUGUUGGACAUUCAGGUUGUUUCCAUUGUUUGCUUUGUAAUUGAAUGUAGUUAUGGAUAAAUUUUUGUGCCUAUAUUCAUGAUUUUGUUUUUACAACACAGAGUGCUGAGUUGAGAGAAAUUCCCAUUUUAAGGCUUUUGUUAUAUUUGCCUACCAGAAGUAUGUGAGAGCACCCCUCUUCCUAUAACACUGCCAGCUGGGUUGCGUUUUUAAGUCUGGGCAAUUUGAGAAAGAACAAUUGUGUCUUGUGUUAAUUUUUAUAUUUUGGUUUAUUGAUGAAGUCGUUAAGCAUUUUAUCCCUAUGUUUAAAGGCAAUUAAAAUUUUUUUUUUUUUAGCAUCUGUUCAUAUUCUUUGUUCACUUUUCAGUUGUUACAUUUGGCUUUUAUUGAUUUGUAAGAGUUUUAUACUUCCCUGCCAUAGAUGUUAUAUUUUUCAUAAUUUGUCUCUUUUUGUUUUUUGGUAAAAGAUAUUUUUUAGAGGUAUAAAAGUUUUACUUAAAUAGUUAAAUCUCCCUUUCUUCUUCUGGUGUCUGCCUUUGUGUGCUCAGAAAUGUCUUCUCUUGAAGUUAUUUUUGGGUAUGUUGUGAAGAAGGGAUCUAACUUUAUUAUUAUUUAUUCAUAUUAUCCAAGCAGCAUCUAUUUCCAGAAAUCUUCCUUUUUCACUGAUUGAAAAUGGCCCCCAAAGGCCCAUCCUGGUCUGAUUUCUAUCUACUUGACAGCCUCCUGUGGCCUCUGCCCUUGCUCCUUGUCCCAGCUGUGCCACAGUGCUCCAAUAUUUCCUUCCUUCCUGACUUGGGCUCUCAUCUCUUUGUGCAUGUGAUUCCUUCUGUCUGGAAAAUUGGAACUUUCCCUGCAGCACCCUCCCUACCCCCCAAUAUUUGGCUAACCUUUAUCAUCCUUUAGGUCUCAGUUGAGAUAUCAUUUGUUCAAAUGGCCUUCUCUGACCACUCCUCCAUUAUGAAAGAUCUCAUAGCUCUUAUCACAAUUUACAACAAGAGAAUUGUAGCUUACUUGGAGCUGUAGUGCCAGGCAUACGGAAGACUCUCAGUAUAUAUUUACGAAAUGAAUGAAUUAUAGCCUACUCAUACAUUUUGACAUCUAUAUGUUUGGCUGUAUUUUUCUUUUUCUAAAAUUUUUUCAGUAUUUCUUCUUCUAGAUCUAAUGUCCAGUAUGGUGGCCAUUGCUCACACGGGGCUAUUGAGCACUUGAAAUGUAGUUAUUCCAGAUUGAGACGUGCUGUAAAUGCAAAAUACACAUCACAUUUUAAAGACUUGAUAUGACAGACAUGAAAUUCCAAGAGUGUUGUGAAAAUACUGGUGACUUAGUAUGAAAAAAAAGAAUAUAAAAUAUCUCAUUAAUAACUUUCUAAUGUUGAAAUGAUAAUGUUUUAGAUAUAUUGAGUUAAAUUUUAUAUUUUUCCUUUUAAACAAUAUAACUGCUAGAAAACAUUACACACAUGGCUUGUGUUGUAUUUCUAUUGGACGGCAGUGUUCUAGAUGAAUUUUAAAAUCAUUUUGUCAAGUUUCUAAGAAAAUACUCCAUUGGGCUGCAUUAUAUUUAUAAACUAACUUGCGGGGAACAUGUCCAUCUUGAUAGUGUCAAAUUUUCCUACCAGAAGCAUGAUAUGUGUCUUUGUUUAUGCAUGUUUUUGUCCUUAUUAAAGUGUUAUAGUUUUCUUCUUGUAGAUCCAAUUUUUUGUUUAUCCCCCAGGUAUUUUAUAGUUUAUGUUAAUAUUGUUGGCUGUAACUUGUCAUUAGCUUACCUAACCGGUUUUUUAUGAAUAAUAAUUUUUUAAAUCCUUCACUUAUUACAUCCUGAUUCUAACAGAUUUUUUUCAAGCAAUUCUUUUGUGUUUUCUAUGUAAAUAGUCAUAUCUCCCUUGGAUGAUAAUUUCACCGCCUCUUUUCUAAAGGCUAUAUGCCUUAAUUUUCUCUUGCCUUUUUUCUUUGGCUGGAAUUUCAAGAACAACGUUAAGUAAAAGAAGUGAUGGGCAGACAACCUUGUAGCCUUCCAGGCACUAGCAGGAAUUCCUUUACAAAAGUGUUUACCAUAGAGUGUGCCAGGGAACACUAAUUCUUUGGAAUAUUAAUAUGUGUACCUUGAGAGAAGAGUUUCAUGGUUAAAUGAGUUUGCAAACUGCUGAGUUAAAUAGAAUUCUAGCCUGUAGGACUUUGCAGAUGGGUUAGUAUGCUAAUAUGUUUUUUAAUUCCUAGGAGGUAGGGAUAUUGAGCUCGGGGCUUGUGUUCUACUAAAUACAUUUUGGGGAAUGUAGGUAUAUUUCCUUUUUAAGGGUGAUGUUGCCAUUAGUUUGCAGUAGAUGCUAUUAUAUUAGGAAAAUAUUGUUCUAUUCUUAGCUUAUUAAGUAUUUUUAUCCUUACUUUGAAAGUAACUUUUUAAAAUGCAUUUUUGGCAUAGAAUUGAUUUGGCCAUAUGGUUUUUCUCCUUUGACUUAUUGAGGUUGCAGAUUACAUUUGUGUAUGUCCUAACAUAUAGCCAUUCUUACAUUUGAUCAUAAUAUAUUAUUCUUUUAAUAGGUUAUAUUUGCUAGUAUUUCCUUUAGGAUAUUAAACUAAGUCUGUUUAGUGAAGUCUCUACGUAGGUAAAGUUGACGGUCUUUAUGCUGUUUGCCAUAUUCUAAUGUCAGACUUAUGCCAUACGAACUGAGAUGCUUUAAAUAUUUUAGCAUGCAUCUAGAACAGUGUGAAUGGCCUGAGGAUCAUUUGUGCUUUGGCACUUCUGUUUCUUUUUAAUUCUGCCAAUUUAUGUUAUCCUAAAAAUAUGUCCAUUCCACUUGGAUUUCAAAUUGAUUUCAAUCAUAAAUCUAGGAUAAAUAAUGGCACAGGGUUCCUCUCUAACUAAAAUGUUUUAAUAAAUUCUGAGGUGGUUAAGAAAAAUUCUGAUGUGAUUUAUCAUCACACUGAUUGAUCUUUUUCUGCAAAAGUUUUAGAUUUCGUUGCACAUUGUCUUGUCUUAAAUUUUAAAACUUUGUGAUUAAAUACUGUUCUGUAUUAAUUACAUUUUUGUUUUCUUUGGGUUUAGUUUGUUCCUUUUCUGACCUCAUAAGUGAUUUCAUUUAUUUUUAUUCUUUAUUGUUUAAUGAUAAAAAUUUUUAAGGCACUGACAUUGUUAAAAUUUGUUAGUUCAGAACCCCAGCAUUUCAUUGUGAAAAAUUUCAAACAUACCCAAAAGUUGAAUUUUACAAUAAACACCUGUAUACUCAAUCUAGACUCUACACUUGUUAACAUUUUAUUUUGUUUGCUUUAUCACAUAUCUGUCCAUCUCUUUUUGGAUGCAUUGUUAGGUAAGUUGAAGAUAUAAGUAAACUUCAUUCCUAAACCCGUACUGCAGAUUUGAUGUGAGUUUUCUUAUUUUCUAAAUAGCUCUAUUCCUUAUUGAUUUUCUUUUUGAUUCAGUGCUUAUUCAGGAGGUGUUUAAAUUUCUCUUGAUUGGGUUUUUUGUUUGUUUGUUUGUUUUGGUUUUUUUUGCGGUACACGGGCCUCUCACCGUUGUGGCCUCUCCCGCUGCGGAGCACAGGCUCCAGAUGCGCAGGCUCAGCGGCCAUGGCUCACGGGCCCAGCCGCUCUGCGGCAUGUGGGAUCUUCCCGGACCGCGGCACGAACCCGUGUCCCCUGCAUCGGCAGGUGGACUCUCAACCACUGCGCCACCAGGGAAGCCCUAUUGGUUGGGUUUUAAAAACAAAAAUAUAAAUGUGAGAUCUAAUUUUGUUGUUUUGGUCAGAGAAUGCAGCCUGGGCUCUACACCGUUCUGUAGUUUUGAGUGAUCAGGGCUGUGGGCUCUAGGCAGAGGGCAGCCAGCCUGUCCUGAGCACGCCAGCAGUGUGAGCACUAGCCGAGGAUGAUGCACUCCUGACGUGUCCGUCACUCUUCUUGAUCCUCCUGUCUAAAAACUCUUCACUGAAGGCGGCCGAGCAUUGCGCUAUGAAUUACCAACCCAAAAGGAUGUAAAUGUGUGUAGAGCUGAAGGGGAAAAAAUGCACAUCAAGACAACAACUCAAACUCUAAAAAGGUUUAAGCUCCAUUCAGUAUCCAGUGUGCUGUAUACUUGCAAAAUACCAAUUGGAAAUAUACAAAUAAGGCAGAGCAUUUUUUUAAAUGAAUUUACUUCUGUUUUACAGAGUACUUCAAAUCCUCAAAGGUAGGUGAAACAGAAAAAUAUAUUUCUUAAAAGGAUACCAAGUUCUCAGCUAGAGCUAAAAUGGCUCUACUGUAUGUUACAUGUUUUACUUUGAUCAAGAUGUAUGUCAGGUAAUUAGGAGACUUGGCUAAUGGAUCAUUAGGUUAUUUAUCUUUAGGUGAAUUAACCAAGGCAUGAAAGACUGAAAAUAAGUAAGAGGAGAAAAGAAAUGCUCAGGCGGACCCUAGGAGAUUACGCUUCAUGUCAGUAGAAAUGGACAGCAGCAGUUUUAUUCAGUUUGAUGUGCCCGAGUACAGCAGCACCGUUCUGAGCCAGCUAAACGAGCUCCGCCUGCAAGGGAAACUAUGUGACAUCAUCGUCCACAUUCAGGGUCAGCCGUUCCGAGCCCACAAAGCAGUCCUUGCGGCCAGCUCCCCCUACUUCCGGGACCAUUCAGCAUUAAGUACCAUGAGUGGCUUGUCAAUAUCAGUGAUUAAAAAUCCCAAUGUGUUUGAACAGUUGCUUUCAUUUUGUUACACUGGAAGAAUGUCCUUGCAGCUGAAGGAUGUUGUCAGUUUUCUGACUGCAGCUAGCUUUCUUCAGAUGCAGUGUGUCAUUGACAAGUGCACGCAGAUCCUAGAGAGCAUCCAUUCAAAAAUCAGUGUUGGAGAUGUGGACUCUGUGACCGUUGGUGCGGAAGAGACUCCAGAGAGUCGUAAUGGAGUUAAAGACAGCAGCUACUUUGCCAACCCGGUGGAGAUCUCCCCUCCAUACUGCUCUCAGGUACGGCAGCCUACCACAAGCAGUGAUCUUCGGAUGGAGACGACACCCAGCAAAGCCUUGCGCAGCCGUGUACAGGAGGAAGGGCACUCGGACCGAGGGAGCAGUGGGAGCGUCUCUGAGUACGAGAUUCAGAUCGAGGGGGACCAUGAGCAAGGGGACCUGCUGGGGAGGGAGAGCCAGAUCACUGAAGUGAAAGUGAAGAUGGAAAAGUCUGACCGUCCCAGCUGUUCCGACAGCUCCUCCCUGGGAGACGAUGGCUACCACACCGAGAUGGUUGAUGGGGAACAAGUUGUGGCCGUGAAUGUGGGCUCCUAUGGUUCUGUGCUCCAGCACGCCUACUCUUACUCCCAGGCAGCUUCACAGCCAGCCGGCGUAGCUGAAGCUUUUGGAAGUUUGAGUAAUUCCAGCCCAUCCAGAUCCAUGCUGAGCUGUUUCCGAGGAGGUCGUGCCCGCCAGAAGCGGGCUCUGUCUGUCCAUCUGCACAGUGAUCUGCAGGGCUUGGUGCAGGGUUCCGACAGUGAAGCUAUGAUGAAUAACCCCGGGUUUGAGAGCAGCCCCCGGGAGAGGAGUGCAAGAGGUCACUGGUACCCGUACAAUGAGAGGUUGAUCUGUAUUUACUGUGGAAAGUCCUUCAACCAGAAGGGAAGCCUUGACAGGCACAUGCGACUCCAUAUGGGAAUCACCCCCUUUGUGUGCAAGUUCUGCGGGAAGAAGUACACGCGGAAGGACCAGCUGGAGUACCACAUCCGGGGCCAUACCGACGAUAAACCAUUCCGCUGUGAGAUCUGCGGGAAGUGCUUUCCAUUCCAAGGUACCCUCAACCAGCACCUGCGGAAAAACCACCCUGGCAUAGCUGAAGUCAGGAGUCGCAUCGAGUCCCCUGAGAGAACAGAUGUGUAUGUGGAACAGAAACUAGAAAAUGAUGCGUCGGCCUCAGAGAUGGCCCUAGAUUCCCGGAUGGAAAUUCACACGGUGUCUGAUGCUCCUGAUUAAGAUGGUAAAGAAGUGCACCCCACAAAGCACAUUAAUCAACGCCUGUUUGUGAUUUGCUUUGUUGUAACCUUUGGUUUUCCCAACCAUCUGGAAAUCUCUUGGUCUCUUGGCAGUUUUUCUAAGGUUUCUGGAAGGAACACUUCAUUGUGUUUAUCCUUUCCCCCGCCCUCCCUCCCUCAAGGAGCUCAAAGCAUGAAGGGCAGCGUAUCCAGGGAAAACACAGGCUGACAGUAUUCCUCUUUGGCUGAACUCUUCAUCCAAAACCUGCCAGUGAUUUAGCUAUGCCAACUGGUUGACCCUACAUUCUCUGCCAAGAGGCAUACUCUCCCAUUGUGUGCACUGGCACCAGUGCAUUUCCAUGGAGGGAGACUGGGAUGCCGUCAGCUGAUACAAAUGGGUAACCUUUUCUAAUUUAAAAUUACUUUUAGGGGGUAGUUAGACAAUUUUUAUAUAUAUAUAUAUAAUAAAGCAAUUAUUAUAUAUAUAGUAUAUAUACAUUCUCAAAUUUGAUUUUAUUCUGGUUGAGGUGAAUGUAAGAGGAAUAUAUAAUUUAAUACAAUGUGAACAGGGCUUUUGACUCUGUCUCGCCCCUACCUAAUAUGUUAGGGUUUUGCCCCUUUAUUUCCCUUAUAAAAGAAUGUUAAUAGGUUUUCAAAUAUAUUAAUCAUUGUGUCCAAAAGCAAGCAAAGCAAAUCACAGUGUUCAUAGCUCUGCUUCAUAACAAAUACAUAAACCAAAUGCCAUAAAAUGUAUUCAACUCUAGUUGGAAACCAUUUGGAAUUUUUGUUAGUUGUCCAGUAGGUAAGCUGGAUGACCCGUGGUGCUGACCUUUUUACAUACAGUAGUGUUAUAUUAGUCAACCCCAAAGGAGCAGUGGUUUUCAAUGUUUUUACUGGCCUAUGAAUCUACCUUCAUUCCGUACUGUAGAAACAUACCAGGUAACUAAAUCGAAUCACUCUCUACCGUGAGUUAGUACUCGCACUAAAGGAAAGGGAUUUGUAGUUCUGUCUACAAAAUUCUCCAAGCAGUGUUGUGGUUUUUUUUCUUCUUUCUCUUUUCAAACAGCCAGUUCAGGUGCACAGCAACUUUUUCUACAUGCAGUUCCCAGGGAAACUGCAGAACUUGGAAUUUGUACUUUUUGUAAAGAUAUACUCUAUGGGAAUUGCAAGCAAUAUAUCUAUCUUAGUAUUGUGUGAGCUGAUGAGAGCCUCCGUGGCUCCCCCGCUCUCUCAGUGUUUCCUGCUUGAAGAAACCAACAGUUAAAAAGCCCUCUAAGAUACUCUGUGUGUCACCAAAUCUCUGUGUGUCACCAUUUUUUUGGUCACGUGGUGCUAUUUUUAUGUUAUGUAUCUUUUAGGUCAGUAUAGUUGUAGAAAAUGUGAAAUCUAAUGGUAAAAGUGAAUUAUAAUUUUUUUCCUCUCUCGAGUUUAUAGCUUGAAAAAAGACCUCAAAAGCAUGUGCUGGCAAACACAUUACUGUAUAAAAACAUACCCGAGUCCUAUUUGGAUAAUGUUUUAUUAGUACUUGAGGAAGUGUCUUCAGUUUUAUAUUUUGUUCACCCGUGUGCUCCUAGUAUACAAAACGGGCUUUAUGAGAUUGCCCUGGUACUGUGUACUCCGGCAGAGAGUAAUGUUGUAAGCAGUUUGGUGGUGAGUUUGUGCUGCAGGCUGUCGGUAAGAUGUCAGCACUCCAGGCUCUCUGCUUGAGAACCUUGGCCCUGAAACUCACAACUAGUGUGUCUCCACGGGAGAAGAGCACAGACCACCUAAGAGAAAAACAAAAGCGAAAUUCGGACCAACCUCAGAGGCUAGGAGUUAAAGGAAUACAAAAGUAGAUGUUUGCUGGUUUUCCGUGCUUUUUUGGCUCUUAAAAUACCAAGAAUGGAGUUGGGGUUGGGGGGUGUUUGGGGAUUUUUUUUUUUUUUUUUUUGGUUUUUUUUGGGGAAAAAAUCAUUCAGGCCCUUGUGUGUGAUCGCCCCCGGGGGUGGUAGCUGUGCAGUAGCAUCUCUUCAGCACAGGGGAUCUGUUCACGCGUGAGCCGCUGCUCUCCACAUCAGUGUUACUACGUACAGACACACGCGAGUCCUGCCGCUCCAAGGAGCAACUUCUGCUAACCGGGUAUAUAGUAUGCCUUUUCCUGUCAGACUGCCUAAGUCAGGGGUCUGUUCUCUCCCUGAAGCACUUGCUCAACUCCUGUCAAAGCCGUGUGCCUCAAGGGGAGGCUGGACCCCAAGUGUUUACCCACUUAAAUAUGUUCUGGGGUUUCAGGUAAAUGUUUGUGAUUUUUUUUCCUUACAUGAAUAAGUUUGAUUUUUUUUUUUCCGUCAAAGAAUUAAAUGCAAAAAAUUUGUGUUGUGAUACAAAUUAAGUUUGUGACAAGAAGCGCCCAAAUCGAGGACAUGAGAGGUCAGGCUCAGGGAAGGAGCCUCCUUUUCACUCAGGCUUGGGGCCUUCUGAGAGGUCUCCAGAGCAUCCUGUGAUAAACGAGACAAGUGAGGAGGGGCGGCACUUGGGGCAAGCGCCUUGAAUGUCCUGGUUCUUGUCACCGUGUCCGUCUUAACCUUAUUUACAUGGAAUUCUUUGUAUUUGUAAAUUUGUUUAACUGGUUUGAGUUUACCAAAGAGUGACUUAUCCAAAAUUGUCUUUGACAAAAAUAUACAUUGCUUUGAUUGUACAGUUCAGGUUCAGACGUUGUAAUGGGACUGUUAAGGGGCAGAAAAUUGAUUGCGUUUCUCUCUAAUAAUCAUGAUUCCACAUUUUGCAAGUUCCACUUGCUCCCAUUCAUGUUGCUAACACUUUACCCUUUCCACUGCUAGCAGUGUUAAGAAUGAAUUCUCAAGCCAUAACCCAGUACUGUAAGGUCCCACAGGGCUUCGAGGGAGGCCGCGCGCGGGCCAGCACAGAGCUGCGUGGCCUCUCUGAGCGCGCGCACUGCCUGCCGUGCUUCUCAGUGUGCAGGGCGAGUGAAAGAUUAACUCCGUUCACAUCGGGCAGCAGCAAUUAAUUGUGCCUUGUCACAUGAGGAUGUGCCAGGAGGAUUAACGUGACCACAGAACAGAAACAUUCUCUCCCCGAAGUUCACUUCACGUCUCUGCAGACGAAGUCCGCUGUGUAACUCCUUAGAGCGACUCUUUUUGGAAAGCAAAGUCCCUAUUUCUGUACAGUUUUAGGUUAGAUGUUUCAUUUAUAACAAAUGCAAAAAUCAAUUAAGAUAAAAGUGAUAUGUGAAGAAAUCUUUUACAGUAAAAUAUAUCCUGAAUUCAUAUAGGUUUGUUCAUAAUUGAGUCUCUUCUUGAGCUACCUUUUCAAAUACGUAGACAAUGUGAAGACAGUGACAGCGUCCUUUUCUAUAGGUGUUUAACCUGUUAUUACAAACUGUGAAAACAAAGAAUUUUAUACUUUUACUAAUGUGUGUGGUUUUAAACAGUUAUUUUCAUUCUAAUCAGUUCUCUACCCUCUAAUUUCUACUAAAGCUGUAAAUACAUUUAGAAAUUAUAUUUGUAAAUACAGUAUAUGAAGUCAAGUUAAUUUUGGGGUCAGUGGAAAGCCUCCCAAUUGGCUCUGCCUUGGCAGUUUUGUUUUUUGUUUGUUCUUUCUUUUUCUUUUUUUUUUUUUUAACAGCAGAAAGGAUACUGUCGGUUCACUGUUAAGCAGAAUAUACUGUAGAACUAAAUUGAUAACUUCUAAAUCUUCCAGAGCAUGAGUAGAUGUCUUUUCUAAUGAUAGCAGUUAUAACAAGUCUUUGUUUUUCCCCUAGCCCAGACCAUAGGCCUGCAUAUUUUUGUGUGUGGUUUUGUUUUUACUUUUGUUUUUACAGCCUAGACUCUAGGAAGAAUUUGCAGGAACACAAAACAAGGGCUGGGAGGGCAUCAUCUAUGUGAAUGAGCUUUACUUUAAAGAAAUCAAUGUAUUUUAUUUUAACAAUGUUUUCCAUUAGUGACUGUGAUUUUUUUUGUUGUCGUCGUCGUCGUUAUUGUUAAAUUCUGUAAUGGUUUCCUGUGAAGCCUCCACUGAAAGGGACUCAAAUAUGCAACACCUAAACUAUUUUCCAAGGGCACAUGCCCCUUGAAUGGUGCUUCUAGACUGGUCAGGGUUAUUUAUUAAAUUUUAUAUAUGAAAGUAUUGGGGAAUUAUGUAAAUUCUUUAUAUGAAACUAUCUAGUUCAUAAAUCAUAGGUUUCAUAUUACUCAGUGCAACUGAACUGAAAGUUCAGAAGAGUCAUUCACAUUGUUCGAAAUUUGUAAUGGUUGUCACUCGUCACAUACAUCUCUUCAGUAAGUGCCAGAGUGUUUCCACUGUUUCUGCCCAGUGCUUGACUUCUCGGCCCACAAGAGAACCUUUUCUCUCUGGUUCCCCUUGGGUCUGGCACAGACAGGGCUGGUGUAGUUCUCUAUCAAGUCCUGGAGUUAGCCUUGCAGCAGAUUCAGUAAACAGACCUCUUGCUGCCCCUCAGUGACAAGUAUGCUGUGAAUUCAACCUUUGGACUUGCUGCCCAAGCCUUUGGUUGCUGCCCUGAGUAUAGUAAGAGGUAAACUUACCUGGUUUCUUCGAGAAUGACCAUUUUCCUAAUGUGAAAACCAUCUCUCUCACCACUUUUAUUAGUAGGGCUAACAUUUUUUUCCGUUAUAAAUGGUUGAGCAAUUUGAAUGACUUAACACAGUGUCAUUAUCUUGCAAUAUAAACUGGUAACCUCACAACUCCACACUUCAUCACCAUAUGAAGUAAAUGAAGCUAGCUAAGCGGAUGCUGUAUCAACUAGUAACUUGCCAUUAAGGAUUAUUUUAUAGCAUGAAUUUAAGACUAUUUAUUCAAAUGAUAUUUUACUCUUGUAUUCAUUUUGUUUUAGAUUUGUGACAUGAAUACUUCAGUGCUGCUUAAUUUUGUUCUGAAUUCUUGUUUCUUGCUUGUAAAUGGCUUUUUUAUGGUAUAAAGUCAAUGGAAAUUGCUGUUUGUAAAUAAAAAUGCUGCUAGAGCAGA